AUGGUCGUCUACUCCUUCUACAUCUUCGACCGGCACACGGAAUGCAUCUACAGCAAGACAUGGCUCCCCGCCAACCGUCCGGCCUCACUACCACCGCCCUCGAGCUCCGCCGGCCCCGGCGCCGCCGCUGCCGCCCCCUCGCAGCAGCUCCGCCGCGCCCACACAAACUCCGCCAAGGACGACGCGAAGCUCAUCUUCGGCACCGUCUUCUCGCUGCGCAACAUGGUCCGCAAGCUCGGCGGCGACGACGACGCCUUCAUCAGCUACCGCACCUCCGGCUACAAGCUGCACUACUACGAGACGCCCUCCAACCUGCGCUUCGUCAUGCUCACCGACACGGCGACGCUGAGCAUGCGCAACGUCCUGCACCAGAUUUACAUCAACUUAUGGGUUGAAUAUGUCGUCAAGAAUCCUCUAGCGCCGGCCGAGCACAAGGGCGGAGAGGGCGUCAAGAAUGAGCUGUUCGAGCUGGGCUUGGAUCAGUUCAUCAGGGGUCUGAUGUGA
This is a messenger RNA of Colletotrichum chrysophilum, 504 nucleotides long. RefSeq lists its product as uncharacterized. Gene Ontology annotation, cellular component: TRAPP complex. Gene Ontology annotation, biological process: endoplasmic reticulum to Golgi vesicle-mediated transport. The coding region runs from base 1 to 504 and encodes 167 amino acids. The record is from RefSeq and is a predicted model, not a curated record. The transcript is spliced from 2 exons. NCBI's taxonomy places the organism in Eukaryota, Fungi, Ascomycota, Sordariomycetes, Glomerellales, Glomerellaceae.